CAUGACCGAAGUCUGUGGUGAUAAUUCAUCAAAGCCACAUUUAGUAGUGGUGCAGUGAUACUUUAUUUAUGCGAAAUUCAACUUUUUUCUUUUUCUUUUUCUUUUUUUAAUUAUAAUAAUGAAUGAUACUAUCAUUAAGACACAUAAAAAUAAUUUGGAUCGAUAUUAUGAAUUUCAUAUUUAUGACAAAAAUAUAGGCAGUUACAUGUAUUCAAAUUCAGAAUAUGCUCCUUGCCCUAUAGUCGUCAUGUCUCGACAUCAAGGCUUUCAAUGGAAUGAUGAAUUAUUUGUUAGUCCUUAUCGUAGAAGUGCGGGUUAUGAAUCUCAUAAAAGUAUGAGUCUUCAAGAUAAAGAUAAUAAAAUAUUAUCUACAACAACAAAAUCAAAAGACCAACAACAAGAAAUAGAUCAUGAGUCACCACCUGAAGUGAUCGAUAUCAAUUUAACAGAAGCUGACUGUGAUGUUUGGCCAUAAUUUUAUUUUAUUUUAUUUCUUUAUUUAAUAUUUUAGAAGAUAAUUGGAUUUAUUCGUUUACCCAAGAAGCGCCUCGUUUUAAC
Molecule: messenger RNA, 558 nt
Organism: Cokeromyces recurvatus
Lineage: Eukaryota; Fungi; Mucoromycota; Mucoromycetes; Mucorales; Mucoraceae
Exons: 1
Coding region: 119-475 (118 amino acids)
Source: RefSeq, a predicted model, not a curated record